GUGGUUCCAGUGGGGAGAGCAGGAGGAAGCAGGGUGCGGGGCGGCUGGGGGGGUCCCGCCGCGGCUGCUGCCACCGCCGCCACCACCGCCUCAGUGCUCGUGGCGUGGGGGAGGAGGCGUGAGUCCCGGGCGCGAGCCGGCGGCGGCGGCGCCGCUGCGGGAGGGCCGGCGGGGGACGGCGAUGGCGGAUAUCGACAAACUCAACAUCGACAGCAUCAUCCAACGGCUGCUGGAAGUGAGGGGGGCCAAGCCUGGGAAGAAUGUCCAGCUUCAGGAGAGUGAAAUCAGAGGACUGUGCCUGAAGUCCCGCGAGAUCUUCCUCAGCCAGCCCAUCCUACUUGAACUUGAAGCACCGCUCAAGAUAUGUGGUGAUAUCCACGGGCAGUACUAUGAUUUGCUUCGGCUUUUCGAGUAUGGUGGUUUUCCUCCAGAGAGCAACUACCUGUUUCUUGGGGACUAUGUGGACAGGGGGAAGCAGUCGCUGGAGACUAUCUGCCUCUUACUGGCUUACAAAAUCAAAUAUCCCGAGAAUUUUUUUCUUCUCAGAGGGAACCAUGAAUGUGCCAGCAUCAAUAGGAUUUAUGGAUUUUAUGAUGAAUGCAAAAGAAGAUACAACAUUAAACUAUGGAAAACUUUCACAGAUUGCUUUAACUGUUUACCGAUAGCCGCCAUCGUGGAUGAGAAGAUAUUCUGCUGUCAUGGAGGUUUAUCACCAGAUCUUCAAUCUAUGGAGCAGAUACGGCGAAUUAUGCGACCAACUGAUGUACCAGAUCAAGGUCUUCUUUGUGAUCUUUUGUGGUCUGACCCCGAUAAAGAUGUCUUAGGCUGGGGUGAAAAUGACAGAGGAGUGUCCUUCACAUUUGGUGCAGAAGUGGUUGCAAAAUUUCUCCAUAAGCAUGAUUUGGAUCUUAUAUGUAGAGCCCAUCAGGUGGUUGAAGAUGGGUAUGAAUUUUUUGCCAAGAGGCAGUUGGUCACACUGUUUUCCGCACCCAAUUAUUGUGGAGAGUUUGACAAUGCCGGCGCCAUGAUGAGUGUGGACGAGACGCUAAUGUGCUCAUUUCAGAUAUUAAAGCCUGCAGAGAAAAAGAAACCGAAUGCCACGAGACCUGUAACACCUCCACGGGGUAUGAUCACAAAGCAGGCCAAGAAAUAGAUGUCAUUUGACACUGCCUAGCGGGGACUUGUAACAUAGAGUGUAUAACCUUCAUUUUCAAAACUGUAAUGUGCAUUGGUCAGCUUGCUCAAUAGUGUGUCUGUGGAGCGCGCCCACCCUUCCAUUUUUGUCUUAAUGAAUCCAUUUGCUGGUUGUAACAGCAAAUGAAAGACUCUACAAUUCCACCAAGUAUUUUGUUCUGUUUUUUAAUUCUCGAUUCCUUUUGCAAACAAUUUUAAUCAUGGUGUUAAUGCUGUACAUCCCGGACAGUUAUCCUUCCCGGGGGGUCGUUGUACAAUUGAUCUUUUUUUAAUUCAGGAAAAAGAAAACAACAUAAAUAAUGUAAGAGCUCAUUUUCUUUAGGACAUAAACAGAGCCCUAGGGUGCUCGGUAUGUACAUGUUAUUGUCAUAUAAUACAUAUCUGUUGAUACAAGCCACUGUGAACAUUUUUUUUAAUUUUGUUUCAAAGGGAUUGCUUUUUUUUCUCUCAUUGUCUUACAUGUAAAAACUAUAGUUUUUAUAGCUGUCAACAUUAGGAGUAACUUUUCGACCUUGCCAGCAUCACUGGUAUGUAUAUUUAAUUAAAGCACACUUCCCCCUACUAUAUAAAAGACAAUUAAAGCCAUUAUUUUAAAUGUUUGUGACUCUUUCCUAAAGCCAAAGUUUCUGUUGGAAAACACUGAAACACCCGAAGUAGAAGGUGACCUGGGUCUGUCCACAGCGGCCUCCUCGGGACUCAAACAGCGAUUAGUAACUUAGUGCUAGUUAAGCUAUUAAUGAUCAGACUUAAUAACAUUUUGUACAAUUCCCAUAUAGUCUAUUCACUAAGUAAUCUUUUUACAGUUACGUCAGGCCUGAACCCGACCAUUCAGAAAGCUUCAAAUUAUAGAAACAAUACUGUUCUAUACGAGUGACCGGUUAUGCUUUCUAAGGCCACAUUCUUUAUUCUGCGGUGAAGUUGAGGCUUAUAACUCAAAACAAAGGAACUCACUCUCUACCAGUUUAUACAGAAUUCACAGUAUGACUUUUUUUUAAACUAAGACCUGUUAAAAAGAAAUCUGUUUCAACAGAUGAUCGUGUACAAUACCAUGUGAUGGAAAUGAAUAUCAGACUUAUUAAAUGACGAACUUGGUAAACCCUCUGGUGUCUGUUUAUCAGCUCAGUACCCACAGGAGACUGUUGGUGGCUUACUGGAUAGAUUCUAAUGAAUAAAUUGCUCUGGAAACCACA
Sorex fumeus (smoky shrew) is the source of this 2384-nucleotide messenger RNA. It is a transcript of the gene PPP1CC, whose product is annotated as protein phosphatase 1 catalytic subunit gamma. The record is from RefSeq and is a predicted model, not a curated record. Lineage: Eukaryota; Metazoa; Chordata; Mammalia; Eulipotyphla; Soricidae. The coding region runs from base 182 to 1153 and encodes 323 amino acids. Gene Ontology annotation, cellular component: nucleus; cytoplasm. Gene Ontology annotation, molecular function: protein serine/threonine phosphatase activity. The transcript is spliced from 7 exons.